Danaus chrysippus (African queen) is the source of this 2859-nucleotide messenger RNA. The record is from the annotation of a GenBank genome assembly. Lineage: Eukaryota; Metazoa; Arthropoda; Insecta; Lepidoptera; Nymphalidae.
AUGAUAGUAAACAGUCUAAUGGACGGGGAUACGAUAACAACGAAAAAAUUGAUUACAUCAAUCAAACAAUUCAACACGGACGAAAAACAACACGGCACCAUCAAAGCAAUUAUAAAGAAUUUAAUACUACCCGAAGAAAACAUGGCGAUAAAACAAAGACAAAGCUUAAACGAUAAAUGCAUUUACUCGGUACCAAUCAAACCGCUUCUGCCACCGGCGAGUGAAAGGACAAAAAAUGUGAACGAAGCAAAGAAAGCCUUUUUAAACGCUACAGUCAAAUCUGAAAGUUUAUCGCCAAGUGAACCAAAACAAGAACACAUACUACAUUAUGCACAAAUUGCUACCAUUAAAGACAGUGAUGACAAGAGGAGUACGGGCGGAGGAGGUGAUGCUAAGCUAACAGAGCGGACUAAAAGUAAAACGAAUACAUUGCCCAUGGACAUGCCAUCACCCAGAAAGAGAUUGGAACAACAACUCAGGAAGGUGAGUUUUAAAACGAGAAGCGCAUCCGCAUCUUAUCGACGGCCGCCUCUAGUAACGAAAACUACAAUGACCAUCACUAGCAGCAAAGUAUCGGAACUGACGAAGAAGUUUAAUAACAUCAUACAAGAGGGUAAUAAUGCCCAAAUAAAACAGUCAAAACUAGCCAGAACAAUCGAAAGUCUGCAGUCAGCAUCAAAACACUCCGCAAGUAAUAGUUCCACGCCCUCAUCUACACUUAGUUCAAGUCCAAACGUUAAAAUACUUUUACGACAACGAAAAAACUCUAGAAAACGUGGAAACAAGAAGAGAUGUUCAAGUGUAAAUUCUAUUGAUAAGCUCAUAGUGACGGAUGGAUCGCCCGUGAAAUUUCGUGUUAUACGUUCAAAAUCAGAUGGAACUAAAACACCAAAAUCACUAAAAAAACGAUUAAAGUAUCCAGAUUCUAGUGGACAACAGAGCGGUUCCGACUCUUUAGAUGGAACACCUACAAAACAAAAAACACAAGAAUUACCAAAAACUGAAAAUAUUGAAGUACCUACAGAAAAAAACGUUGUAAAGAAUGUUAUUCAAAAAUUUGAAUGUGAAAUAAGAUCACAAGCUAACAGCAGUGUAACUAGAAAAUCAACUAUCCAAGAACCUAGUAACAAAGUACCUAUUAAAGAGAAACCUAAAGUACCUGUAAAAAAAUCGUCACUAGUUUUAACAAAAAAUAUUGUAUUAAAAGACGGCGUACCUAAAAUAAAAACGAUUAAACCUCCGACUGUAGAAACAUCUAAAACAAAUAAGCCUUCAGAUAAAGAUGUAGACACAUCACACAAGCCUGAGAAAACUACUGAUACGAUAGAUGAAAAUCAAAAGAAAAAGGAGUUUGUGUAUGACAAAAGAAAGUUCAAAACUAAUUAUAUCCAUUCUGACAAAAUGCCCUUACACCUAGUAGAAAUUAUUCAGGAAGAUGCCAAUGAAAGCGCCAUCACGAAUUCAUCUGAUAAUGUGACAAAUGUCUCAUCAAAUAACGUUUCUAUAGAUGAUGAAAAUGCAUACCAGGAAUUAAACACGCAAAUUACUCCGAACGAUUCGUUUUUGUGGCGGAGGAAAAGUACACAGAUAUACUCCGACCACGAGAAGUCUGGAUCUGAUAGUACGUACGGUUUCGUAUCUGUGAUGAUGAAUGAGAGCACGGUCAGUUGUAGUGAUAGUACCGGAACUGAAAAGGAGCAAUCUCUAGAAAACGUUGAAUCUCAAGUAAAUACUAAUACUGAAGUGAAUAACACUGACGAUAACUCAGAUUUCGAGAGCAAUUUAAUAGAAGCCUGCAAUAAUGAGGUUCUGAUAGGAUACACCUCAAAGGUGAAAAACCUCAAAGAUAUAGAAGAUGACUAUGAAUUACUCGAACCGCGUGAGAGUGAAGACGUUGUAAUUAUACCAGUCAAAACUGAUAGAACUUCGAAGAUGAACUGUCCAUUACCAGAAAUACCCAAAGACGAGGAACCUGUAAAUAAAGAUGAAAAUAUAUACCAGUGCCUUCUAGAAAUGAGAUCUCACCCAGAAGGUGAUGAAAGCAGUCUUCAUAACUACGAGCAGUGUGGAGAACAUUUGGAAGAACGAACCAGAGGAGAUGGGGACAGCGACGACGGUUAUGAAUACUGUAAGUCACCAGUCAAACCGUACUGUCACACUUCCAGUUCAGGAAUUCAGAUAGCUGAACACUACGACCCGUUCACUAGCGAUACUAACAAUGCCAACUACACCAUAACAAAAUCAGUGAGCGGUACAUCCACAGUCAGUUACGAAAAAAUCGGCCCCGACAGGAUAUACGAGAAAAUACCACCUCGUCCGCCUAAAUCCAAAGAAACCAGCCCGAGUUACAGCAGCAGACACUCGAAUGUAUCCUCAGAAUACACGGGAUACAAUGAAACUGAGAACAUCUAUGACACUAUCAAGCAUAGCGAUGGUACAUCUCUCUCUCAUUGCUACGAGAGCAUACCAAAUAGUCCCAGCAUGGUGAAGCUGAGGAACAACUUCAAGAAGCAGUUAUCCUCAGCGGUUCAGAAGCGUCUAUCGUUCGACAACGUGUCCAACAUCAGCCAUUCGACAAUCUCCAGCGAACAGAAGACGAACAGCAUAUACGGUCAGCGGUCGGUGAUGAGUUACAACGGCCAGGAGAUAGCGUUCCAGGUGCCCUGCAGCGAGACCAGCGUCAGUGACAGAAGCGACAGAAGCGACGACUGGGUCGACGUGUCAGACGAGGAGAAGCCUGACCAAAAGAUCAUCAUAGUGAGAGAACGAAGCCGCGGCAGGAAGAGUCCUGUGAGCUGGUCGCAGAAGGUGCGUGACCAGUGGCAGAACUCACCCAAGCAAAGUCACGAGAAAGAUUGA